Messenger RNA from Cebus imitator (Panamanian white-faced capuchin), 2735 nucleotides. It is a transcript of the gene EPS8L2, whose product is annotated as EPS8 like 2. The record is from RefSeq and is a predicted model, not a curated record. Gene Ontology annotation, biological process: Rho protein signal transduction; positive regulation of ruffle assembly; regulation of Rho protein signal transduction. Gene Ontology annotation, molecular function: actin binding. The transcript is spliced from 19 exons. Lineage: Eukaryota; Metazoa; Chordata; Mammalia; Primates; Cebidae. Gene Ontology annotation, cellular component: ruffle membrane; plasma membrane; vesicle. Bases 60 to 2018 code for a protein of 652 amino acids.
GCCUCAGACUCGGGCCACGCUGAGGGUGCCUUCCCCCGCUGGCUGCUGCCCAGGACGCCAUGAGCCAGUCCGGGUCCAUGAGCUGCUGCCCGGGUGCCACCAACGGCAGCCUGGGCCGGUCCGACGGUAUGGCCAAGAUGAGCCCCAAGGACCUGUUUGAGCAGAGGAAGAAGUAUUCCAACUCCAACGUCAUCAUGCACGAGACCUCCCAGUACCACGUCCAGCACCUGGCCACGUUCAUCAUGGACAAGAGCGAAGCCAUCACGUCUGUGGACGACGCCAUCCGGAAGCUGGUGCAGCUGAGCUCCAAGGAGAAGAUCUGGACCCAGGAGAUGCUGCUGCGGGUGGACGGCGAGUCCCUGCGGCUGCUGGACAUCGAGUCUCAGGAGGAGCUGGAGAACUUCCCGCUGCCCACUGUGCAGCGCAGCCAGACGGUGCUGAACCAGCUGCGCUACCCGUCUGUGCUGCUGCUGGUGUGCCAGGACUCGGAGCAGAGCAAGCCCGACAUCCACUUCUUCCACUGCGACGAGGUGGAGGCAGAGCUGGUGCACGAGGACAUCGAGAGCGCGCUGGCCGACUGCCGGCUGGGCAAGAAGAUGCGGCCGCAGACCCUGAAGGGACACCAGGAGAAGAUCCGGCAGCGGCAGUCCAUCCUGCCCCCUCCGCAGGGCCCGGCGCCCAUCCCCUUCCAGCACCGUGGCGGGGACUCCCCACAGGCCAAGAACCGCGUAGGCCCGCAGGUGCCGCUCAGGGAGCCAGGCUUCCACCAUCAGGAGUCCCAGGAGGAAGAGCCGAGGGCCGUGCUGGCUCAGAAAAUAGAGAAGGAGACGCAAAUCCUCAACUGCGCCCUGGAUGACAUUGAGUGGUUUGUGGCCCGGCUGCAGAAGGCGGCAGAGGCUUUCAAGCAGCUGAACCAGCGGAAGAAGGGGAAGAAGAAGGGCAAGAAGGGGCCAGCAGAGGGUGUCCUCACGCUGCGGGCACGGCCCCCCUCUGAGGUCGAGUUUGUGGACUGCUUCCAAAAAACCAAGCUGGCAAUCAACCUGCUGGCCAAGCUGCAGAAGCACAUUCAGAACCCCAGCGCAGCGGAGCUUGUGCACUUCCUGUUCGGGCCUCUGGACCUGGUGCCUGGGGCUGGGGCGGGUCGGGGUAGCGGGUGCCCCUGUGGGGGUCUCCCUAGCCCCACGUCCAGCUCAGGCUGCCCACCUUCCCCACAGGUGCAUCCAGUGAGCCGACAGACCACACGAAAUUCCCAGAAGCACAGUCUCGCUUCAGAGGCCACACCCCCAGGGGAUGCACUACCACCAGUCAGCUCCCCACAUGCUCACAGGGGCUGCCAACCAACACCAGCCAUGGCCAAGUACGUCAAGAUCCUGUACGACUUCACAGCACGAAACGCCAAUGAGCUGUCGGUGCUCAAGGAUGAGGUCCUAGAGGUGCUGGAGGACGGGAGGCAGUGGUGGAAGCUGCGCAGCCGCAGCGGCCAGGCGGGGUACGUGCCCUGCAACAUCCUGGGCGAGGCGAGGCCGGAGGACGCCCCGUUCGAGCAGACCAGCCAGCAGUACUGGGGCCCCGCCAGCCCGACCCGCAAGCUGCCCCCAAGCUUCCCGGGGAACAAAGACGAGCUGAUGCAGCACAUGGACGAGGUCAACGACGAACUCAUCCGGAAAAUCAGCCACAUUAGGACGCAGCCGCCGCGGCACUUCCGCGUGGAGCGCAGCCAGCCGGUGACCCAGCCGCUCACCUACGAGUCGGGCCCCGACGAGGUCCGCGCCUGGCUGGAAGCCAAGGCCUUCAGUGCGCGGAUCGUGGAGAACCUGGGCAUCCUGACCGGGCCGCAGCUCUUCUCCCUCAACAAAGAGGAGCUCAAGAAGGUGUGCGGGGAGGAGGGCGCUCGCGUGUACAGCCAGCUCAUGGUGCAGAAGGCCUUCCUGGAGGAGAAGCAGCAAAGCGGGUCUGAGCUGGAAGAACUCAUGAACAAGUUUCAUUCCAUGAAUCAGAGGAGGGGGGAGGACAGCUAGACCCUGCUGCGGCGGGCGGGGCCUGCCAGAGGGGAAGCCCACCCGCAGUGCAUGGAGUACUGUUUUUAUAUGUGUAUGUAUUUUGUACCAAGGACACGGAGGGGGUGUGGUGCUGGCCUGGGUCCCUGCCCCUGUCAGAAGGCACAAGGCCCGUCCUUGGGCCCAGCAGUGCCCAAGGCCCAGCCCGCACCAAGGCCAAUCUCAGCCAAACCUGUCGCCCAGUGGUGCCAGCCCCUUGUCCACCUUCCCAAGACCACAGAACUCCCUGGGGUGGGGCCUGUCCGUGGCCUCCCCAGUACACCUGUGAGGUCGAGACCCCUCUGAUGCUCCCCCAUCUCCACCCCCUUCCACAUCCACCACACCCCAGGGUGGGCUGGCAGGUCUGGCAGGGCUGAGCCCCACACACACACAGGGUUCUGCUCCUUGAGGGGGGCCUGGGAGGGGCUCCAGCAGGCCAUGCCUGCCUUGGAGGGGGAAUGCUACAUGCUUCACCUGCAUGGGUGAGAAUGCAGGGGACACAGCCGGCCUCAGACACCCUCAGAGCUCACCCUCACAGGCCCAGGACUAGAGCUUCCUCUGGCCAGGUUCCAGGCCAAGGAUCCCUGCAUGGUGUUGGGGUGCUGGUGGGUCCUGGUGCCUGGACUUGAGUCUCACCCUAGAGCUAGGAGGUGGCCGAGGCACCAGGGCUAAGCGAUUAAACCAGUAAAGUCUCCAGGA